Molecule: messenger RNA, 794 nt
Organism: Dacryopinax primogenitus
Lineage: Eukaryota; Fungi; Basidiomycota; Dacrymycetes; Dacrymycetales; Dacrymycetaceae
Exons: 1
Coding region: 49-729 (226 amino acids)
Source: RefSeq, a predicted model, not a curated record
GAUUUCGAUACUUUGGAAGCUAUCUUGCUGGAUGUCGGCCCAGAUGACAUGGCGAUCAAAUCAUCCUCGCGACUAGAGCUUCCCAUCAGUCAAUUUUGCAGCCUUGUUUCCCGUUGCCCUCAGCUGCGGUAUAUUCACGUGCCGUUUUCCCUCGACUUUCCAAGAGGAUUGCUUCCCGAUGCUCGCCUGGUCGUUCCUAAAUUGCAGUAUCUGUUCGCGGAAGGUCUCAACUGUUCCGACAUGGCCAGUGCGAAAGCAUAUAUACCCCUGAACCUGCCGAAACUCGACCGCGUUCUGGCAACAGGGAUCGACAACAAAGUUCAAGAAGUUCUCGAUGAUCUCAGAAUUACAUUCAACUUUCCGGAUGCCGAUACGCUCGCAGACCUUCGUCUUCAGCUGGCUGGAGACGAACAGCCGCUCCGUCGCCAGGUCCUGCGGUCUUUGUUUCGCAGGCCCAAGAAACGGUACUUACGAGCGAAGCCGGUUCGUCGGGAACUAAUCACUAUCAAGCAAGAACGGACGGACGAAACACUUUUCGAUGACCAGCCUGAGGACCAGGUGUUGGAGAUUCGAUUGACAGACUUGGAGUUGCCGAUUCUGGUAGAGCCGCCACCUUCCCCUCGGACGAUCUUGUCUGCGAGUGACAUACCAUCUGCGUUUCGCUCGUCUGUUUCCAGCCUGAGCGAGGAAAGUCCGCCCUCUGCAACCUCGAUUUACGUCUCCGACUAGACGAACGUUCGAGCUCAGGGGUAACCCCACAUUUCUCAUUAUAAGGCAACUAUUGUAUAUUCAAC